This is a messenger RNA of Dipodomys ordii (Ord's kangaroo rat), 4127 nucleotides long. It is a transcript of the gene Ppfia4, whose product is annotated as protein tyrosine phosphatase, receptor type, f polypeptide (PTPRF), interacting protein (liprin), alpha 4. Lineage: Eukaryota; Metazoa; Chordata; Mammalia; Rodentia; Heteromyidae. Gene Ontology annotation, molecular function: protein binding. Gene Ontology annotation, biological process: synapse organization. The coding region runs from base 407 to 4027 and encodes 1206 amino acids. The record is from RefSeq and is a predicted model, not a curated record. The transcript is spliced from 29 exons. Gene Ontology annotation, cellular component: presynaptic active zone.
CAGACCACACAGCCUUCCAGAAGCCAUGGGUGUCGCUAGACCCAGCUGGGACUCUGCCAGGCUCCGGUGCUCAGUCUAAGACAAAGGCCGCCUCUCAGCCCUGCUCUUCCUGCCUGUCAUGGCCACACUUGGAUGCUGCCUGCUUGUCUGGGGACACAGGGCACUAAGCCCCAGCCCUAAGAGGUUAAGCCGGGCCUUCUGGCUCCAUUCCACAGGGGCACUGCAGACCCCAGACUCCUUUCAGAGCAAGAGCAACUGAUGCCAUGGCAGAAACCCCUGCCCACCUGUCUUCUUGCCUGGCACUGCCCACUCCGAGACCUGUGCCCUUCUGGGUCCUCCUGCGGGUACCAACCCUGUGAGUCCCUCCCCAUCCCCUGACGUGCAGAAGGUCCUGUCCACCCCUACCAUGUGUGAGGUGAUGCCCACAAUCAAUGAGGGGGACCCUUUGGGGCCCCCCCAUGGCGCCGAUGCUGACGCCAACUUUGAGCAGCUGAUGGUGAACAUGCUGGAUGAGCGGGAGAAGUUGCUGGAAUCCCUUCGAGAGAGUCAGGAAACCUUGGCAGCCACACAGAGCCGGCUCCAGGAUGCCCUGCAUGAGCGGGACCAGCUCCAGCGCCACCUUAACUCUGCCCUCCCUCAGGAAUUUGCUACCUUAACCCGGGAGCUGAGCAUGUGUCGGGAACAGCUUCUAGAGCGGGAGGAAGAGAUUUCGGAGCUGAAAGCAGAACGGAAUAACACAAGGUUGCUUCUGGAACAUCUGGAGUGCCUGGUAUCUCGCCAUGAGCGGUCACUGCGGAUGACUGUGGUGAAGCGCCAGGCCCAGUCACCUUCGGGGGUCUCUAGUGAGGUGGAGGUGCUAAAGGCCCUCAAGUCGCUGUUUGAGCACCACAAGGCCCUGGAUGAGAAGGUGCGAGAGCGGCUCCGGGCAGCACUGGAAAGAGUUACCACCUUGGAGGAGCAACUGGCAGGAGCCCACCAGCAGGUGUCUGCCCUGCAGCAGGGGGCAGGGGUUCGGGAUGGAGUGGCAGAAGAGGAGGGGACUGUGGAGUUGGGACCAAAACGCCUAUGGAAGGAUGACACAGGCCGGGUGGAGGAGCUACAGGAGCUCCUGGAGAAGCAAAACUUUGAGUUGAGCCAGGCUCGGGAGAGACUGGUCACUCUGACAGCAGCCGUGACUGAACUGGAAGAGGACCUGGGCAUAGCCCGUCGGGACCUCAUCAAGUCAGAGGAGAUGAGCAACAAGCAUCAGCGGGACCUCCGGGAGGCUCUGGCCCAGAAGGAAGACAUGGAGGAGCGAAUUACCACGCUGGAGAAGCGCUAUCUGGCUGCUCAGCGUGAGGCCACAUCCAUCCAUGACCUUAAUGACAAGUUGGAGAAUGAACUGGCCAACAAGGAGUCCCUGCACCGCCAGUGUGAAGAGAAGGCCCGUCACCUACAGGAGCUGUUGGAGGUGGCAGAGCAGAAGCUGCAGCAGACAAUGCGCAAGGCAGAGACUCUGCCAGAGGUGGAGGCUGAGCUGGCCCAGAGAAUUGCAGCUCUCACCAAGGCUGAGGAGCGGCACGGCAACAUUGAGGAGCACCUGCGGCAGCUGGAAGGGCAGCUAGAGGAGAAGAACCAGGAGCUGGCAAGGGUGCGCCAGCGGGAGAAGAUGAAUGAAGACCACAACAAGCGGCUGUCAGACACUGUGGAUCGGUUGCUCAGUGAGUCCAAUGAACGCCUGCAGCUCCACCUCAAGGAGCGUAUGGCCGCGUUGGAGGAGAAGAACACGCUGAUCCAGGAAUUGGAGAGCUCCCAGCGCCAGAUUGAGGAGCAGCACCAUCACAAGGGCCGCCUGUCUGAAGAGAUUGAGAAGCUGCGCCAAGAGGUGGACCAGCUGAAGGGUCGAGGGGGGCCGUUUGUGGAUGGCAUCCACUCCAGGUCUCAUGUGGGCAGUGCAGCAGACCUGCGCUUCUCCCUGAGCACAACCACCCACGCACCCCCAGGCCUGCAUCGACUCUACUCGGCACUGAGGGACGAGUCUGCCAAGGACUGGGAGUCAUCACCACUGCCUGGGGUGCUGGCCCCCAAAGCCACGCCUGCCUUUGACAGCGACCCUGAGAUCUCCGAUGUGGAUGAGGAGGAACGAGGGGGGUUGGUGGGUGCUGUGGAUAUUGUCUCCCCCAGUGGCCACUCGGAUGCCCAGACCCUGGCCAUGAUGCUACAGGAGCAACUGGACGCAAUCAACGAGGAGAUCAGGAUGAUCCAGGAAGAGAAGGAGUCCACAGAGCUGCGUGCAGAGGAGAUCGAGACACGCGUGACCAGUGGCAGCAUGGAGGCACUGAACCUGACACAGCUGCGCAAGCGCGGUUCCAUUCCCACCUCUCUGACUGCCCUGUCCCUGGCCAGUGCAUCCCCACCACUCAGCGGCCGCUCCACACCAAAGCUCACCUCCCGCAGUGCCGCCCAGGACCUGGAUCGAAUGGGGGUCAUGACCCUGCCCAGUGACUUAAGAAAGCAUAGGAGGAAGCUGCUGUCGCCAGUGUCUCGGGAAGAGAACCGAGAGGAUAAAGCCACCAUAAAAUGUGAGACUUCUCCUCCUUCCUCACCCAGGACGCUGCGGCUAGAGAAGCUUGGCCACCCAGCCCUGAGCCAGGAAGAAGGCAAGAGUGCCUUGGAGGAUCAAGGCAGCAACCCCAGCAGCAGCAACAGCAGCCAGGACUCCUUGCACAAAGGCGCCAAGCGCAAGGGCAUCAAGUCGUCCAUUGGCCGCCUGUUUGGGAAGAAGGAGAAAGGGAGGCUGAUCCAGCUGAGUCGGGAUGGAGCCACAGGCCAUGUUCUAUUGACAGACUCCGAGCUUAGUCUUCAGGAACCCUUGGUCCCUGCCAAGCUGGGGACCCAAGCAGAAAAGGACCGACGACUAAAGAAGAAACACCAGCUGCUUGAAGAUGCCCGCAGGAAAGGCAUGCCCUUUGCCCAGUGGGAUGGCCCUACUGUGGUCUCCUGGUUGGAGCUCUGGGUAGGAAUGCCUGCCUGGUACGUGGCAGCCUGCCGGGCCAAUGUCAAGAGUGGUGCCAUCAUGUCUGCCCUGUCGGACACAGAGAUCCAGCGAGAGAUUGGCAUCAGCAAUGCCUUGCACCGGCUCAAGCUACGGCUGGCCAUCCAGGAGAUGGUGUCCCUGACCAGCCCCUCUGCCCCGCCCACCUCCAGGACUUCUUCUGGGAAUGUCUGGGUCACCCAUGAAGAGAUGGAAACUCUGGCAACAUCCACCAAAACAGACAGCGAGGAGGGCAGCUGGGCCCAGACCCUGGCCUAUGGAGACAUGAACCAUGAGUGGAUUGGGAAUGAAUGGCUGCCCAGUCUUGGGCUCCCUCAGUACCGCAGCUACUUCAUGGAGUGCCUGGUGGAUGCACGCAUGCUGGAUCACCUCACCAAGAAAGACCUGCGGGUCCACCUGAAGAUGGUGGACAGCUUCCAUCGAACCAGCCUUCAGUAUGGCAUCAUGUGUCUGAAGAGGCUAAAUUAUGACCGGAAGGAGUUGGAGAAGAGGCGGGAGGAGAGUCAGCACGAGAUCAAGGAUGUGCUGGUCUGGACCAACGACCAGGUUGUUCACUGGGUCCAGUCUAUUGGGCUUCGGGAUUAUGCAGGAAACCUGCAUGAAAGUGGGGUCCAUGGCGCCUUGCUGGCCCUGGAUGAGAACUUUGAUCACAACACAUUGGCCUUGGUCCUCCAGAUUCCCACGCAGAACACCCAGGCCCGCCAGGUGAUGGAAAGAGAGUUCAAUAACCUUUUGGCGUUGGGCACAGACCGGAAGCUGGAUGACGGGGAAGACAAAGUGUUCCGCCGUGCCCCGUCUUGGAGGAAACGCUUCCGGCCGCGGGACCACCACAGCGGGGGCAUGCUGGGCACGUCGGCCGAGACCCUCCCGGCGGGCUUCCGAGUGUCCACGCUGGGUCCCCUGCAGCCCCCGCCCGCCCCACCCAAGAAGAUCCUUCCGGAAGCUCGCUCCCACUAUCUCUACGGACACAUGCUCUCCGCCUUCCGGGACUAGCCACGGCCUGGGUUGCCUGGCAUCUCCCGGGUUCCCAGGCUCAGCCGGCCCCCGGCCCCUCCUGCUCGCUCCCCUUCUUCCACGCCGCCCAGUCUCGUCC